UCAUGUAUCUGUUUCAGAUGACUGUUUGGUGGCAGGCUCUCAUCCUCCUCUGCUGGGUGCUGAACUGUGUGGAGUCCACUUCUCCAUCUCCACUCCUCCAGAGGAACAAAUACAACAACUCUUUUCGUCUCACGAGGUCCACCAGAAACCGUGUCCAGCAGCUGCAGAGGAAAUACAAGGAACAGCGGUUGGGGAAUAAGCACUUUGAGGACAAGAGCUGGCAGUUAGAGGACCUGCCAUCCCUUUCCACAGAUUUCUACAGCUGGCUCAAGCUGACAGUUAGUGUCUUCUUCAUUGUUUCUGAGUAUUUCCACAGAAAAAACUGUUUGGUUGCUUUUCUGCAAAAAGUUUUGAGAGACUGGGAACGACUGCACGCUGCUUUCUGGGACAUGCAAGCCUAUUGGAAUAUGCUGGAUUGGAAGAGAAAACAGCUGGAGAAGGAGGAGAAAGAGCAGAUGGUGGCGCGGGCGGUCGGCACAACUUUACCUCAGAGCAUCAGGCACAUUCAGCUGGACCUGAGGGACCUGAUGAGCCAAGUCAGCAGUCAGAUGAGCUACAUGAGGACCACUUGGACGAAGCCAACAUCACCUACAUCACCCUUAAACGUACAGACCAGAUCCAACACAGUUUGGGACAGCCGAGUGGAAGGUUACGUCAUUCUGAGGGAUCUAGACCUUUACCUCACCAAGCUGGCAAGAGACUUCUUGCUGCUGUCGUUGAAUACACACUCAUAACUCAGUGCUGAAAACAGAAUGCUGGGAUCCUGACAACACAUGCACACAAACAGGCAGCAGGAAGAAAAAGCUGAACUGAUGAUCAGCGCCUAAUUGGGAUAAUAGAUGUGAUGACUUUAAUAAGAGCUUUAUACAAUACGUUACACGGAGCUCUCAUUUUAGGGAAUGUUCAUUAUUUAUGAGAGAAGAGGGGGUGACGCAAAUUGGAAGAAGCAUGUUUUGGUUUUUUGAGUUAUGUUUUUUGAUUUGGCAUACGGGAGUGACAUUCAACUUUAAGUGGUCCUAUUUUGUAUUUAUUUUAAAUACCCUCAAAACCCCAAAACUCGUAGGAGGGUUUAAAAGGCAUGUUUUCUUUAAAAAUCUCCAAAAUCAUAAUAUCUUGUUUAGUUUUUCAUAUAUAUUAAAAAACAACAACAACAAAAAAGUCACAGCCCAGCUACCCCUCUACUCUGUUAAAUAAAGUACAAUCCCUUAGCUAAGUCACACUUUUUUCUACAUGAUGUUUACAGUAUAUUUGAGGGCUUUCUUGGGUAUUUCCCACAGUUUCUGUCUCACCUCUGACUGUUAGUUAUUUGCCAGAACAGACACAACACUUCCCAACAUCCUGUUUUUCCCCCUGAGCCCUCAGGACUUUCCAGAAAUGUAUUUACUAUUUAUUAAGAUAUUUAUUAACAUACUAUUUAUUUUAAGGUGGUUUAUUUUAUUUCUCUUACAGUA
Molecule: messenger RNA, 1451 nt
Organism: Plectropomus leopardus (leopard coralgrouper)
Lineage: Eukaryota; Metazoa; Chordata; Actinopteri; Perciformes; Serranidae
Source: RefSeq, a predicted model, not a curated record